CGCUGAUUUUGUGGUUUGGGUCCUUUGAGGUGCCUUCACAUUCGUCCACAUUCGUGCCGCGGCUUGCUCGAGGACGGCUGUGCCGCGUGCAACGGCACCCAAAGUGUAGCACACAAAAGCCCUUGAGUCCCAGUCCACUGCGAGGCGGGAUACUCUAGCGCUCGACGUCGUCAAAAGCCAUGCUCCUGCGCCGCGCCGCAAGCGCGAUCAAAGCAGCGAAGCAGCGCCGCCACUACAGAGCGCUAGUCAAGCGAUCUGCGGCCGACCCACCAAACCUCGAGGAUCUAGAAUUAGAGACGGCGCCCGCACCACCCAAAGGCGACGCCACCGCGUUACUUAGAGUGCGCUACUCGUCGCUCAACUACAAGGACGGGUUAGUAUUAACCGGCUCCAGAGGUGUGGCAAAGUACCCGGUAGUCCCGGGCAUCAACCUCGUCGGCACCGUGAUACAGGACGCGCCCUUCGCCCCGCCCAAAGGUUCAAGAGUGGCCUGCGUCAAUGGCCAACUCGGGCAAACGAAUGACGGGGGCUACGCCGAAUUUUGUAGAGUGCCGUCCCAAGACCUGACUCUAUUACCUGAUUCGCUCGACGACUUCGCCGCGGCGGCCGUUGGGACGGCGGGGUUUACGGCCAUGCAGUGCAUCCUGCACUUGGAAAGAUACGGCGGCCUCGAUGAUACGCCAUCAACCGUACUGGUGACGGGCGCGGCCGGCGGUGUUGGAAGUUUGGCCGUGCAGCUCCUCGCCGCGCGGGGCCAUACGGUCAUUGCGUCGUCGUCGCGCGCUGCUGAAGAGGAGGCGUAUUUGAUGCGGCUGGGUGCGUCCAGGGUCGUGGGGCGCCUCGAGGCGCCGUCCAAACCGUUGGAUCGUGUGCGGUUCGACUACGCGGUGGACUGCGUCGGCGGCGACCCGCUCGCGCACUGUUUGUCGAGGUGCGGCGCGCGCGGCGCCGUGGCGGCGUGUGGGAACGCGGCGUCGGGCGACCUGCGGACCACGGUCUUUCCCUUCAUAUUGCGGGGCGUGCGGCUUUUAGGAGUGGACUCGGUGAACCCGCCCGCGGAGGAGCGCAACGCCGUCUGGGAGCGCCUCGACCGGGAUUUGGACCGGGAUUUGUUGGAGGCGACCACCACCACAAUUCCGCUGGCGGACGUGCCGCGCGUGGCCGAUGAUAUUCUGGAGGGGCGCGUCCGCGGGCGCGUCGUCGUCGACUUGGCGGCCUAAGACUUG
Pelagomonas calceolata is the source of this 1226-nucleotide messenger RNA. Lineage: Eukaryota; Pelagophyceae; Pelagomonadales; Pelagomonadaceae. The record is from the annotation of a GenBank genome assembly.